Messenger RNA from Penicillium olsonii, 1194 nucleotides. The record is from the annotation of a GenBank genome assembly. NCBI's taxonomy places the organism in Eukaryota, Fungi, Ascomycota, Eurotiomycetes, Eurotiales, Aspergillaceae.
AUGUCUACACUUUACGAGGGAGAGCGCUUGGCGCUAAAUCCCCAUCCUGUAGUCUACAGGUUCUUUCCAGCAGAGCGUGUCUUCGGGUCCCUUGUCGUCUUCAUACCGGGAAUGGCUCACAAUGCCCGAAUCUCAUAUGGCGGACACCCCGGCUCCCAUGCCCAGGACUUCCUCGCCUACUGGUUCAACGAUGAAGGCCACUCAUUUCUGGGGCUCUCCUAUCCUCUGGACUCCGACUCACUCAUGCCAGCCACCAGCCCCGACUUCAUUAUCCCCAAAUGGGGUCUGCAAGCCGCUGCGGUAAUCCACGAUGUGAUUGUGGGGCAUCGCCUUCCCAGCAGAGUGAUCAUCUUGGCUUGGAGUAUGGCCGGCAAGAUCCUCCAUCCAGUCGCUGCUUACUGUCGCGAGCUCAAUAUUGAAGUCGAGCUCUUUGUCUCCCUCGCCGCAACACCCGCCUUGCCCGGACUCCUUCCCGUCCCACCCAGGAAAGACAUUGUUAAGACUGCCGCCGGAUAUGCCACAAAGCCUUCGCUGGAGAAGAAGUUCCUUCAACAGAUUGAGGAGCAAACAAAUUCAAGAUCCGGAUCGGAGAGAUAUCUUCAUCGAAACGAUAUACCCCGCCACAUUUUGAUCGGAGAUCAACCCAUCAUUGAUCCGGUUACCUACAAGCGAGACUAUCUCGGUGCCACUCCAAUUGGCCUCACUGCAUCCGGCCUUCGGUAUGACACCGAAAAGAACGAUUUUGUCGAAGAAGAGCCAGGCAAGCUUAUGGAACACGGACAAGUGCACGAUUUCAAAAACCUACCUCCCAUGGCAGCGAUUUUCCCGAGCAGUGCCCUGGAUUUUCGACACGCAUUGACCGAUAAACCAAUCUGGGGUCAUCUUAUGAUUCAGCGAGCCACCUGCAGAUUAAUUGACGAGGGAAUCUCAGACUUGUGCAGUGAACCUGGUGUAGCUGACCCGAUUGACUUUCAGCAGCUACAGGAAGCGAUACUGAAGAUUCCUGAGCUGAUGACCAUGGAGAUACCCGGAAACCAUUUUUUCUUCGUGGGGGCCGAUGGCGCCAGGAAAACAGUGGAUAUGGUCAUCAUACUGUUGGGUGUGAUGGCCCGUCAUGAGCGGGAAAUCAAACGUAUUCUCUCAACCCUUCGGAGAAAAAAGAGUAGUGGUGGAGAUGGUGGUCAAGCAAAUUAG